AUGAACAGCAUACUUGCCCUCGCGGGCACAUCGCUGUUGAGUGACAGAAGCGCUUCGGCUGAAGACCUAGAACAGCGCAUUCCCGGCUUUUCGGUCCUGCAAGACUUCUUCAAGAAAUGGCUCAAACUUGACCUCACGACACUCCUCACCGCUGCGGCGCUGAUGGGCGCGGCAUCUAGCGGCGCGCAGAGCCUCCAAGAGACCGGGUCCAAGCUGUACUGGUGGAUUGUGCGCUUCCUGACGGCUUCCAUUUCCAUCGCGGGCAAUGAUCGGCUCAACCGCGAGGUGCUCAACUGGCUGGGCGCCCAUGUGCUGUUGAAGAAGGGCACGCGCAUCCUGACCGCCAACUCGGAGUCGAUUCGCAACGAUGCGUGGUCCUACCGCCGCGUGUCGCAAGAGCGCAACGACUUCCACCACGAGAAGCGGAUGCCGGUGCAGUACCUGCCGACGUUCGGGACGACAUGGUUCAUCCACAAGCGGAAUAUCUUCAUGGUGCGGCGCAUCCUCACGAGCAGUUCCCAUUACAACAGCGCUUGGGCCAGAACUCCAGACGAAUACGCGGGGGCGCCAGAGGGUGACGAGCCGCUUGUGGUUAUGUGCCUCGGUCGGUCGGUAGAGCCUAUUAAGCGCUUCCUCGACACGUGUCGCAUAUUUGCGGAUAAGCAGCGCGAGGCGUACAUCACAGUCCGGAUCAGCAAACGGACUUACGACGAAACGUGGGAUACGACCAUUCUGCGCCCUCUUCGCCCGCUCGAGACGGUCCACUUCGACGAAAAGAUCAAGGCAGAGCUCGUCGCGGAUAUCGAGAACUACCUCGACGUCAACACGCGCAAGUUCUACAACAGGCGCGGCAUUCCAUACAGGCGCGGGUUCCUCCUAUACGGUCCUCCUGGCACUGGAAAGACGUCACUUUCACUCGCGCUAGCAGGCAGGUUUGGGUUAGAGCUGUAUUUGCUUCACAUGCCAAGUGUCAAUAACGAUUCAACGCUUGAGAAGCUGUUCACUGCCCUCCCGCCGCGCUGCCUGGUGCUUCUCGAAGACAUCGACGCCGUCGGAAUCAAGCGCCGUGUUAAGAACCACGACGACCAUAGCGAUAGCGACAGUGACGAUGACUCGGACAAGAGCGACUCCGACAGCGACAUUGACCGCGGGCGAUCUAGGUGCACUCUUUCGGGUCUCCUAAACGUGCUGGAUGGAGUGGCUUCCCAGGAAGGCCGGAUCGUGCUGAUGACGUCCAACUUUGCCGAGACGCUGGACAAGGCCCUCGUUCGGCCAGGGCGAGUUGAUAGGAUGCUGUACCUGGGCCACAUCUCGCCGCGCAGCGGCGAACUUAUGUUCUUGCGAAUGUUUAGCCCCGACGAGGAGGGUGCGGCCCCGGCGGACAGGGCGGUUCAACUUCCCAAGGAGGAGCUCGAGAAACUCGCGCUCAGCUUCAGCGAGUGCAUUCCGAGCGAGGUGUUUACCCCAGCCCAGAUUCAGGGCUAUCUCUUGAAUUACCGGGACUCGCCUGUUGAUGCAGCGGCCAAGAUGGCGGAUUGGGUGAAAGAGGAACUCCGGUUGAUUCAAGUGGCCAAAGAAAGGGAGAGGAAGGCCGCCGAAGCCAAGAAGAAGAAGAAGAAGGAGCAGAAGCGAAAGAAGGCGGAAAGGAUGGUGAAGGCGAUGCGCGAAUACGACUCGGACGAGGACCUGGAAGAACUGCGACUGAGGAUGAAAGAGGAGAAGAAAAAGAGGAAUCGGAGCAAGAGCCAGCAAGACGGCUCGGAUGUGGAGGAAAAAGCCGACAAGGGGAAAGAGAUUGAGGAAAAGUCGGAGGAACUGCCCCAAAAGCCGGAGGAGAAGUCGGAGAAGAAGGUGGUGGUGGAGGAGCCAGAAGUGAUGGUAGAAGGGAUGCUGGAAACACCGAAGGAAGUGGAGGAGGCGCUGGAGAAGUUGAAGGAGGGGCCAAGGCCCCCCCGGAGCCAGUCACUAAACAGCAUUUCAUUAAGCGACGACUAG
Messenger RNA from Chaetomium globosum CBS 148.51, 1995 nucleotides. RefSeq lists its product as uncharacterized. The record is from RefSeq and is a predicted model, not a curated record. Gene Ontology annotation, biological process: protein insertion into mitochondrial inner membrane from matrix; mitochondrial respiratory chain complex III assembly. Gene Ontology annotation, cellular component: mitochondrial inner membrane. Gene Ontology annotation, molecular function: ATP binding; ATP hydrolysis activity. Lineage: Eukaryota; Fungi; Ascomycota; Sordariomycetes; Sordariales; Chaetomiaceae. The transcript has a single exon. Bases 1 to 1995 code for a protein of 664 amino acids.